Molecule: messenger RNA, 2561 nt
Organism: Myotis brandtii (Brandt's bat)
Lineage: Eukaryota; Metazoa; Chordata; Mammalia; Chiroptera; Vespertilionidae
Product: sperm acrosome membrane-associated protein 6-like
Exons: 3
Coding region: 638-961 (107 amino acids)
Biological process (GO): fusion of sperm to egg plasma membrane involved in single fertilization
Source: RefSeq, a predicted model, not a curated record
GAGAUCGGCUCCUGGGGGGCUGCCUGCCUGCCGCAGGGACCCUGGGAGGAGGAGCAGCAGUGAGCAGGGCUGCCUCUCCUGUCCUUGUUCCUUGGUUUCCUCCUCCCCUUCCCGCUAAGACUUUCCCCUCCAGAACCCGCCCCGUCUGCUUUCUCUGUCUCCCAUCGCGGCUGUGUCCUGCGCUUCCCUUGUGUCUGCACAGUGGCCUCGGCCUCUCCAUCUCUCUCUCAUUGUGCGUUCUGGUGUCUCCCCGUGUCUGACUUUCUGUCUGGGGCGCUCACAGCGUCUCUCUCUGAUUCACCCCCACACACACCCCGCCCCGACUCCCCGGGGCCUGUCGGGCCACCGCACACCAUACUGCCGGCCUCUGGGUCCCUGAGACCCUUUAACCUGUGAGGACGUCCAGGAUCACAGGUGAGGUUCUUGGGAGCCUGGCAUCCGGCCCAACCACAGCCUGAAGGUUGCAGGCCCGACACCUGACCCCUGACCCCUCUCUCCUUCCUCCCUGCAACCCCACGCCUGACAUCUGACCCGCAAAAGAAAUCGGGCCUCUGACCUCAGACCACAGGCCCCUCCCCUGUCCCACAGUGACCUCACAAAGGUCACCGGCUUCUUCCCAGGCCGAGCCCCCUCUGCGAUGGCCCAGCUGGCUGCAGGCAGCGCUGUGCCCUGCGCCCUGGUGGCCCUCGCGGUCUUCGGGGCCCCAGCCUGGGCCUGUCUCCUCUGCUUCACAUCCUACAGCGAGCGCAUCCGCAUCUGCCAGACCUUCGCGGGGGUGGCAGGCCGGAAAGUGGAGAAGUGUGAGGAGGCCUUCGAGGCUGCCUUUAAGGGCCUCCUGGACACUGAAAUCAAUUACGAUGAGAGAAGCCACCUGCAUGACUCCUUCACCCAGAUGACCCUCUCCCUCCAAGAGAUAGCCACCGCUCAGGGGUGUACCCCUUGUCCUCAUGGUCCUCUGUGACUGGUAGAGCUCCAGCCAUCCAAUCCAAGUUUCAAGCAGCAGGAGAGAAGAUGGCACAUGUUACUUAAUAAGAAGACUACUUCCGGAGACUCCCACAGGGACACUUCCACUUGCAUCUCAAUAGCCAGAACUUAGUCAUAUGACCAUCACUAGGUCAUAUGAUCACAGCUAGCUGCAAGGGAGGCUGGGAAAUGUAGUCUUUUAGCUGGAGGUGCUUUUCUGGCUGAAAGCAUUCUGUUAACUAAAGAGUAAUAGACGUUUGGAGGAAACUGGCAAUUUCUAUGUAUUAGUUUGCUGACGCUGCUGUACCUACCGCAAACUGGGUGGCUUAAACAACAGGGAUUUAUUUUUUCACUAUUCUGGAGGCUGGAAGUCCAAGAUGUCAGUGUCGGCAGGUUGGUUUCUUCUUGAAUGGUCUUGAGGCCUCUUUACUUGAUGUAGUUGAUUAUCUCUCUCCCUGUGUUUUCACAUGGCCUUCCCUCUGUGAGUCCAAAUUCCCUCUUUAUAAGAAGUCAGUCACAUUGCAUUAAGGCUCAUCCUAAUGGCCUCAUUUUAACUUCAUUAGCUCCUUAAGACUUUGUCUCCAAGUACAGUCACAUCCUGAACUACCAGGGGUUAGGACGUCAACAUAUGGAUUUGGGAGAAGCACCGUUUAGCCUAAGACACCCUCUGCAUCGCUGAUUUCCCAAACCAACUUCCACCACCAAAACAAUCCAGCCAUCCACUUUGGAAAAAAUCACAGAACCUUGUAGUUUGGAAGACGAUGGUUAGAACUCAAAACACCCAUAAGGACAGAGAACGUGAAGGAAUGAAUGAAUGAGAAGAAAUGAAUCCAGGUGGGGAUUAUGGAGAGGUGUCAGGUACAUGCCAUGGCUAAGGGCGUGGUUGCUGCUAAGCUCCAGCUAGUUGCAGCCUCGUGGAAAUUCUGUGUGUUGCAGCUCUUCCAAAUGUUUUAAAACAUGCCAACAUUUUAUGUGACUUUCCCAAAUCUUACACGGCAACUGGUUCAUUAUUUUAACACUUUCCAGGUUAAAUAUAACAUCCAGGGGGUGGAAUUGGGCCACAGGCCACCACCCGUUGUGGUCUCCACCCCAGUUGAAUACUGGAGUUCUACACAUGAUUACUGAACACUUUUUUAAAAAAGUUAUCAUGUUUUAUUGACUUUUAGAGAGAGGAAGGGAGAGGGAUAGAGAAACAUAAAAGAGAGAAGAACAUCUUUGAUCGACUGCUCCCUGCAAACCUCUUACUGGAGAUUGAGACUGCAAUCCGCGCAUGUGCCCUGAUGAGGAAUCGAACCAGCGACCUCUUGGUUCACGGGUUGAUGCUCAACCACUGAGCCACACUGGCCGGGCAUUACUGAGCCACACUUUCUAAGACUCAGAGCUGGCUCCUGGGUUCUAGGAGCACAGCACUAAAGAAGGACAUGUUAACUUAAGAGAUAGACUUUAAAUAAUCAUAUAUAUAAAAUAAGUAAUUACAAACAGAGCUAUGAAUGCAAUGAAGGAGGAACUAAGAGAAAAAUAAGAAACUCAAAUAAAUUGGGUUUGUAGUCAGGGAAAACCUAAGUAAAUGACACAAGGUAUAACGUGAACUCUUUUUU